This is a messenger RNA of Diaporthe amygdali, 1497 nucleotides long. RefSeq lists its product as uncharacterized. Gene Ontology annotation, molecular function: hydrolase activity. The transcript has 2 exons. Bases 1 to 1497 code for a protein of 498 amino acids. NCBI's taxonomy places the organism in Eukaryota, Fungi, Ascomycota, Sordariomycetes, Diaporthales, Diaporthaceae. The record is from RefSeq and is a predicted model, not a curated record.
AUGGCCACCAUGACCGUGAGACAAGCGCCUAUACCUUCCUCCUCGACCUCAUCCGCCCCAUCGCCUCCCAGAAAGAAGCGGGCGAACUCGAGGCAACAAGCAUGGCACGACGGCGCGGGCAAGCACCAAGGGGGCAAGGCGAGCAAGAAGGGCAGAGCAGGAGGCGUAAAGAAAGACCCGCCGCCUCUGAUACGAAAGGUCGGGCUCGCGGCGCAGAUAUAUGGAAUCCAGGGAGUGAUGGGCACGGUGUUGUGGUUCCAGGGCUGGAGGGAAUGGUUAUACCCUCCCGACGGCGGGCCGGAUAUCGUGAAGGCUUAUGAAUGUCGACCAGGGAUGGGCGUACGCAUCUUUUUCCCAAAAAGUUUCGACCAGACCUCCCCAAACACACUACCCACCAUCAUGUCGAUCCACGGCGGCGGCUUCUGCGUCGGCACGAGCCGCGACGACGACGAGUGGAACAGGCGUGUGGCCGACACGCAGGGCAUGCUGGUGAUCAGCCUGCCGUACUCCAAGGCCCCGCGCGCGCCUUUCCCUGCAGGGCUGAACGACCUCGAGGCGCUGUACCUGGCCGUGCUGGCGGAUGAGAGCCUACCCAUCGACCGGACGUCGAGUCCAAGCAAAAGCAGAAGAGGUGGAAGAAGCAGGGGACUGAAGGGCAGAGUCGCCCUGGCGGGUUUCGAUGCUGGCGCCAAUCUCGCCAUGGCCCUGUCCCAACUCCCGGCCGUGCGCAGCAGCCUCAGCGCCGCGGCGCCCUCGGCCGUGGUCAGCAUCUGCGGGAUCCUCGACCUGGCCCGCCCUGUGGAGGCAAAGAUGAUCAGCAGGCCAUACAAGCAAGGGCUAUCAUACCCCCGCAGCGGCACAAUGGACAUGCUAGCAAACACCUACUCGGCGUACACGUGGAGCUACGUGCCGUACGGGCAGGACCUGCGCGACCCGUGCCUGAGCCCCGCGUUCGCGGGGUGGGACGUGGACGACGGCGGGGGGGAGGCGCAGCAAGGGGACGGGGCGCUGCCGCCGCACGUGUGCCUCGUCGGCGCGGAGCUGGACAUGCUCGCGCACGAGAGCUGGCGCGUGGCGUGCCGGCUCGUGCAGGAGGGCGGGAUCCGGCGGGGCGACGGGCGCAGGGCGCGCUGGAGGGUGCCGGACCCGGACGCCGGGGCCGACAAGGCGCAGUCCGUGUGCGGGCGGGAGCAGCUCGGCGCCGUCAAGGGCGCGCUGGAGAUGGAGGACCUCUCUGUCUCGGCGCGGGAGGACGAGGAUGGGCUCGGGGCGCGGAAGAGGUUCGGGUUUGAGGUCACCUGGCCUGAUGGCGGCGAGGAAGAAGGGGAUGGGGACGGGAGCGUGAGGUGGAUCCUUGUGCCGGAUGUGAUGCAUGGCUUUGAUCGGACGCUGUGGAGGGCUGGUGGCGAGGAGACGGUUAGGGAUGCUGAGUUGAAGACUGUUGCUUAUGUUGAUGCUUUGGGGAAGUGGCUGCGGGAUACCGUUUGGAGGAUGUGA